Molecule: messenger RNA, 2054 nt
Organism: Chaetomium fimeti
Lineage: Eukaryota; Fungi; Ascomycota; Sordariomycetes; Sordariales; Chaetomiaceae
Exons: 1
Coding region: 133-1557 (474 amino acids)
Molecular function (GO): flavin adenine dinucleotide binding; oxidoreductase activity
Source: RefSeq, a predicted model, not a curated record
CCUUGUAACCUCCUUGUCCAGUUCCGGUCACAAUUCUCAAGCCGCAUCGUCACAAGAAAAGCCAAUCGAAUCUCACCGACUUAACAUUCCCCCACGAUACUCCAGGAACAUCUCUGAUUCACCUCCGCUGCAAUGCCUACCCCCGAACAGUACGACUUCGUCGCCCUCGGCGGCGGGGAGGCGGCCAAGCUCCUGGCAUGGGACCUCUCCUCAAACCACGGCAAGAAGUGCGCCGUCAUUGAGCAUGGCCCCAUCUCCGGCGCCUGCCCGACUGUCGCCUGCAUGCCCACAAAGACCCUUCUUCACUCGGCUCAGCUGGCGCAUCUCGCGCGCCAGGUCCAGGCUUCGACACCGGGGGCUGCCAGUGGCGAUUUCAAAGCAGACAUGGCGAAGGUGUUCGCCCGCAAACAGGAAGUAGUUGACGGCAUGGCGGAUCUCUUCCUAGGACUCUUUGCCGAGACCAAGAGCGAGCUGAUCCGAGGCCACGGCGAGCUCGUCGGUCCCAAGACGAUCAGCUGCAACGGCCGCCUGCUCACGGCCGAGACCGUCCUCAUCAACACCGGAUCCAAGGCUUUCGUCGACACCAGCAUCCCCGGCCUGGCGGACGCCAAGCCCCUAACCCACGUUGAGCUCCUCAACAUCACGACCCUCCCAUCCCACCUCAUCAUCCUCGGCGGCGGCUACGUCGGCAUGGAGUUCGCACAGGCCUACGCCCGCUUCGGCGCGCGCGUGACCGUCAUCGAACGCAACUCCCAAGUCCUCAAUAAAGAAGACAGCGACGUCGUCACCGAACUCACCACCAUCCUCACGCGCGAGGGCGUCGAAUUCCUCACCUCCACGACCGUCACCAACAUCACCGGCACCUCAGGUUCCGAAAUCACCCUCACCCUCUCCAACAGCAGCAGCAGCAGCAGCAGCGCGGGCGGCCCCUCCACCCUCCGCGGCUCCCACCUCCUCGUCUCGGCCGGCCGCACCCCCAACACCUCUGGCAUCGGCCUCACCGAAGCAGCCGGCAUCACCCUCACCGCCACCGGGCACGUGGCCGUCGACGCCCAACUACGCACCUCGGUGCCGGGCGUCUUUGCGGCCGGCGACUGCGCCGGUAGCCCCUACUUCACGCACAUGGGGUGGGACGACUACCGGGUGAUUCUGGGGGUGCUGACGGGUGCGCCGCGCGAGAGGGGGACGGAGGGCAGGCAGGUGCCGUCGGUGCUGUUUACGUCGCGCGAGCUGGCGCAUGUCGGGUUGCGCGAGGGGGAGGCGAGGGAGAAGGGGGUGAAGUAUCGGCUGGUGAAGGCGCCGAUGGGGGCGUUUUUGAGGACGAGGGCGCUGGGGGAGACGGAGGGGUUUGCGAAGGCUUUGGUGGAGGCGGAGGGGGAGAGGAUUUUGGGGUUUACGGCGCUCGGGCCGGGGGUGGGGGAGUUGUUGCCGGUGGUGCAAUUGGUUAUGAAGCUGGGGCUGUCGUAUAAGGAGCUGGUGGACUUGACGAUUGUUCAUCCGACUAUGUCCGAGGGGUUGGUGGACUUGUUUCGGUCUGUGCCGCCGAUGAGCAAGUAGGUAAUAUGUAUGUCACUGGCUAUUUUCAGCUAGUGGGUUAGUUUCUCUCCCUUUUAGUGUUCAUGCGGUACGCAAGGGUGAAGGAAUAUGAUCUAGGGUUGAAUCAGACAGCAGAAGGCGAUGGGCUUUCGGCGAGCACUGCACGGCACCCCAUGCGAUUUAUCUCGAACUGUGCCUUUAGAAACACCGAGGUCUUCGUUUAGCACUCGCUCCUCGAACCGUUCCGGGGCAACCGAGCAUGAUAUUGCAACUGGCGGCGGGAAAGUACUUGUGAGUUGUCAGUUGAAAUCUGUGAAUUUAGGACUCAAUACCCCCCCGGAUAAAACAGUCUCGCCAAGGUUCGAGGGCCAGGAAGUGUCCAACCCCCAACCCAGUCCUGGGCAGACGGAAGUUCAUUCCUGAAUGCCGAUUGGUGCGCAAGAGGUCACGGACGAACUCAACGAAAGUCUCCGCGUUCACAAUAUGAGAACGGGUUGCUCCGAAUUUCCGCACAGCCU